Messenger RNA from Myripristis murdjan (pinecone soldierfish), 1933 nucleotides. RefSeq names its product lebercilin-like protein. Gene Ontology annotation, cellular component: axoneme. Bases 152 to 1873 code for a protein of 573 amino acids. Lineage: Eukaryota; Metazoa; Chordata; Actinopteri; Holocentriformes; Holocentridae. The record is from RefSeq and is a predicted model, not a curated record. Gene Ontology annotation, biological process: intraciliary transport. The transcript has 9 exons.
ACAACCUGAAGUGUCUGUUUAUUUAGACUAAUGUGAACUCUUUCGUUUUCUUUUUUUCAGUCUCAAAAAUAUGUGAGAAGGUAACUACGUGUGACUGCUCUCAAUCGCCAAUAGACUCUUUGGAAAGACGAGAAACACCUGUAAAGAAGCCAUGUCACUGAGACAGCAGAACCUGGAGCAGGAGGCUGAUGGUCACAAUAAGGAGGCGGGGGGUGAUGCUGCCAGCUACAGCGGGGACCGCUCCAGCUCCUCUCCUUCCAGUAGAGAGGGAAACUCUGAUGGACCAUACUACUCAUCUGACUUUGAAGACAAACCACACUCAAUCAAAAACAAGAUCCCAGAAGCCCAUAUGGAGCAAAGAUCACAGAUAUACAAAAGAAAAAAAGUUAAAAAAGCAAACAAGGCCAAAGGCCAAGGCCUCAAGCAGAAGACAAACUGCACCGCAAACCACAAAGUCUUUAAAUUGCCCCCGAUCAAGCCCUUGCAGGUUCCAGGGCAGAGGAUCCAUUCUGCCCAAACACACCGCAUCAAGGAGCUGAGCAGCCAGGUGUGGGAUCUGCAACACCAGCUGAGCGGGGUCGAGGCUGAGAACAGGCUACUGAAAAGGCUCCAGCAUCGCCACAUGGUGGCACUGCAGCACUUCCAGGACACAGAGAACAGCCUUCCACAGCUCCUUGCCAAACACAGCAAUGAGGUGCGAGCCCUGCAGGAGAUGCUGCGUAGUAGCCGCCUCUGCAACAACAACCUGGCCAGACAGCUGCGGGCCACAGACAACAAGCUGAUGCACACAAAGGAAACUCUCCAGCACCUCCAGCAGCUCAGCCAGGACCAUAAACUGCUAGAGAGAGAGGAACUGACCCACAGGCUGGCUGAGGUUACUGCUGAGCUGGACAAGAAGAACAGGAAGAUAAAGGACUUAGAGAAGAACCUUCAGUUGUGUCAAAUCUCAUUCAAUCGCCAAAUAGUCACUGAAAUAAAAAAGACUGACGAGGCAAUACAGAUAUCUGCCUAUCUUCGAGGACAGAUCAAUCAGUUGACUCAAAAAAUAAAAGAGAGAGAGAAAGAAUUGGAGGUGCAUAAUAUUUACUCACACAGAUUUUCAAAAGGCAUGAGCAAAAAAGGCAGGGAAAAUAAGAUGGUUCAAACAGUUGGACUGUUCCGUCUCCCCACUGAGGCUUCAGGUCACAUGGCAAUAGAGUAUUCUAAACCUGAAAAGUGGCACGAAGGACAUCAGAACUUUCAGGGAACCAUUGCUUUUGACUAUCCAAACUUAGAGGAUUCAAAAGAUGACAAGUCAGAGGAUGAAGAUGACCUAGAUGAUGCUGAGAAAUGUGGUGACACUGGUGAACUGAGUAGUUGCUCAGACCAUGACUCAGUGCUUCAAGCUGAGAGCAAUGUUGAAGAAAACAAGGCAGUAGGUGGCCCACAAACAUCAGAACAAGAAAAAAAAGAGGAAAGUGAAGACCUGGUCUCCUACGCCUUGGAGAACUCUCAGAAAACAGCUCAACCUCAGUGCAAAGGAUUCAAGGUACCUAAUAUUAGGCACCAUUACACCUUCAAACAAACCAUCGAGAACCUGCACGCUGGGAAACCUGCUUACAGCAGCAUGAGGGAGAAUUCCUAUGAAAGCAUCAAGAACCCGAUGAGGGAGCGGGACCUAAGCACCAUGGCUUGUGGACCUUCCCCUGUGAGCCUGUCAGCUGGGAAAACUCAAAAUGUGGAGGAACCAAACCUCUGUGAGAGGAAAGAAUUAGACAGAAAGAUCUGCCUGAUGAAGGAGCUGUUUGGUCCAAGUGUGGUCACCAAUUUGGUGAGGGGCAAAUGCUCAGAUAUGGAGACCAGACCGUCCAGCUGCUGCACAGAUUUUGACUAAAUCAGUGGAUGAGGAGACUUUUCACUAAAGGCAAAGUAGACUCAAAAUAGACUGUGAAUA